Messenger RNA from Syngnathus typhle (broad-nosed pipefish), 3354 nucleotides. Its product is annotated as guanine nucleotide-binding protein-like 1. Bases 87 to 1958 code for a protein of 623 amino acids. Lineage: Eukaryota; Metazoa; Chordata; Actinopteri; Syngnathiformes; Syngnathidae. Gene Ontology annotation, molecular function: GTPase activity; GTP binding. The record is from RefSeq and is a predicted model, not a curated record. The transcript has 12 exons.
GCCGACAUUCUCUGCAGUCUGCAGUAAAACAUGGCGUCACUGGAAAGUGGUCAGAGUCGAGAAGCUUCGUGGCUGUGAAACAGUUCAUGAAACCAGGCGGCUCACGACGACGUCUUCAUCACAACCUAUACCCGCUAUCUUUCAAAAACAUGCCUCGGAAAAAGCCAUUCAGCAACAAGCAAAAGAAGAAGCAGCUGCAAGACAAACGGGAGCGAAAGCGAGGUGACAUGGGCUCCGGACCAAGUAGCCGCAAUGCAAGUGUGGAGCGGGAGGCGGACCGACAGUCGGACACGUCAGACAGCGAGACCACUGACAUCCGCAGGAUCAACCAGCAGCCCUUCGGCCGAGAGGGAAGACACGAUCCUAAUAGGUUUCGUCUUCACUUUGAAAAGGAGAGCAAAGAGGAAGUAGAGAAGCGAAAGAAGAUGGCCCAGCAGAAGAUCCUGCUGCCCGUCUCCGACAAACAACUGGAAAUCGGCAUCGAAGACAUCUACCCGCCAGAAAGAGGCCUGGGUUUCCCACGACGGCCGCCCUGGAACUAUGAGAUGAGCCGAGCCGACUUGCUGAAGAAAGAGGAGAAGUCAUACAAGCGGUACCUGGACGACCUGCGGUCCAGAAACCCGCCCGGAUCCCUCAGCCAUUUUGAGCACAACUUGGAGACAUGGAGGCAGCUGUGGCGAGUGUUAGAGAUGUCAGAUGUCGUCCUGCUCAUUGUGGAUAUCCGGCACCCGGUUCUGCAGUUCCCCCCCGAGGUGUACCGCUACAUCACCGGCGAGCUGAAGAAGCACAUGGUGUUGGUUCUGAACAAAGUGGACUUGUGUCCGCCCCCCCUGGCGAUUGCUUGGAAGCAUUAUAUGACGUCGCAGUUCCCACAGCUGCGUGUUGUCUGCUUUACCUCCCACCGCGGGCAGGCCUACAGCACAGUGCUCCAGAAGAAACGGAUGAAGCGCAAGACCGACUGGAACCACGGCGGUGGUCCUGCGGAGAUCCUGAAGUCCUGUCAAGAGAUCACAGCAGGCCGAGUCGACCUGUCCAACUGGGAGUGCAAGAUCCAGGCCGACAUCGUUGCCGAGCAACAGGGAGAGGAAGGGCCGGACGAGAAGGUCGAGUCGGUGCUGGUCGAGCAUCAGAGCGAUAGUGCCCUGGAGAUGAGUAACCCGGCGCAGGAGCUGUACAAGGAUGGCGUCCUCACCCUGGGUUGCAUCGGAUUCCCAAAUGUUGGCAAGUCGUCUGUCAUCAACAGCCUGGUUGGCCGGAAGGUGGUGAGCGUGUCACGCACCCCGGGCCACACCAAAUAUUUCCAGACCUACUACCUCACCUCCACCGUCAAACUCUGCGACUGCCCAGGCCUCGUCUUCCCCUCCCGUGUGGAUAAACAGUUGCAGAUCCUGGCCGGCAUCUACCCAGUGUCGCAGUUGCAGGAGCCGUACAGCUCGGUGGGUUAUCUGUGCGAGAGGACCCCCUUCCUCUCCGUGCUGAAGCUCAAGCAUCCAAACUUGGAAGAAGGCGACAGCCGGCAAGGAAAGCGCCUUUCGGAUGAGGAGCCCUGGACUGCCUGGGAUGUUUGCGAGGCAUGGGCUGAGCGGAGAGGAUACAAGACGGCAAAAGCGGCCCGAAACGAUGUAUACCGGGCAGCCAACAGCCUCCUGAGGUUAGCCACUGACGGCCGCCUUUGCCUGUGCUUCCAACCGCGCGGCUACAGCUGCCUGAGAGAGCAUUGGGAAAGCCACACUGACAUCCCGAAGAUUCUGGCCUUGCAAGGACGGACGUCAGAGGAGGACACCACGGGCAAGAGGGACGACGAAGAGGACAGCGAAUCCAGCACCGAGCCCGAGGAAGAGAGAGACCGGGACGCGGACGACGACGACGAAGACGAGGGCUUUGGGCGGCUCGGGUCAAAGCGGCGGACUGUUUCCGGCUUGGUGGGCAACAAGUUUCAUGUUCUCCAAUGUGAGUGAAGGGAAGAAGCUUGGGGGACUUCUUUGGCUCUGGUGUCUUCCUCACUGGCCGCUCGAGGCGCGUUCCGUCUUGUGUGUCAUGACCCUCUUCAAUGCAGACAUUUGUGCAAAAGACAAAGCCGCCACGCCACGAUCAUUGUCUUUUCGGCAGGACUGUCGGCCGAGGACACUAGUUGGCUUGCUCGCUGAGGAGGCUAGUUGGCUUGCUCGCCGAGGAGGCUAGUUGGCUUGCCCGCCGAGGAGGCUAGUUGGCUUGCCCGCCGAGGACACUAGUUAGCGUGCCCGCCGAGGACGCUAGUUAGCGUGCCCGCCGAGGACGCUAGUUAGCGUGCCCGCUGAGGACGCUAGUUAGCCUGCCCGCUGACGACGCAACGCGGACUCCAUUCCUGUACUCCGACAAAGCCACUAGAUAACAGAAGGUACUGAACAAAAUCACCUCUGGGCUUCUUGCCUCUUUCAUUUGUUACUUGCCAGAGAGUUAGCUUAAUUUCCUGAUAUUUGCACACCGGCACUCUAGAUGGAGAAAAUAUUUUUCUACUCCAUGCUGUGCCUCACCUCUGCUUGUUAAUGCACAAAGCUUCUUCUCCUGAUGUCGGGCAGCCGUGUGGCUUGUAUUUUUUUAGGUGUGUUCUCACAGCAAAACUUUUGUCUGUCCGGCUCAGGAAUAGUCAAAGUCAAAGUCAGCUUUAUUGUCAAUCUCUCCACAUGUCACAACACACAGAGACCGAAAUUACGUUUUUCUCUAUCCCACGGUGACGAGACACAUAACACGAUAGACAUACAUGCACGCGACACAAUAUAAAAACAAGAAGGCAAAAAUUCAAACAAUCAAUAGUAAGAGUGAUGAAUAAAUAAUAAAUAAACAGAUAACACAAUAAAUAACGGAGCCAGCAAGCAUAGCGCAAAAGUAAAAAACAUCAUAAACAAAAAGGCACAAACAAUAAAUAAGAGUAAUAAUAAAUAAUAAGAGCCAGUGUGCAUUCAGACAGUUCAGACAGUAAAAGUACAGGACGCUACGCAGAACGGGGGAGCGAGUUCAGGAUCCUAACAGCCUGGAGUAUGAAGCUGUUUGAGAGUCUGGAGGUGCGGGAGCGCAGGCUACUGUACUUCUUCCCAGAGGGCAGAAGCUCGAACAAAGAGUGAGCGGGGUGACUCGCAUCACUCACAAUCGUGGUCGCCUUGCGGGUGAGAUGUCCUGGGCGCUUGUUUCAAAAAGGUUUAAGUGAAAUGGCGAGCGCUCCUUGGUGGCAGUCGACAGAUUCGUUAUUAUAAUUGCAGGGUGUUCUAAAGUGUGAAGGCCAGUUGUCUGUUUUGAUGCUUGGAACGGUCCUUUCUUGGUUCCAGAAUCUCUUCAAUGGACCGCUUUCUGCAAUAAACCGGGAGUGUCCGAAACCUA